AUGGGGCGGGGGCCGCACCACGAUGGCACGCGCCACGGGAAGGAUGGCCGCGGGAUUUUCCGAGGGAGGAGGGGUGCGACACGACCUUACGAAAACGUUGAUGGGUGCGGCAUUUGCUGCGGGGAUUGUUCAGGAGAUGUAGCGGACGCUUCUGCCGCUAGGGGCUAUGCCACUCGGGCACGUGACGCGCUACAGGAGAAGUGCAUUCGAUUGGCGUUUUGCAGGGCGUUCCCACACAACAACCGAGUGCGCGUGCACACCACGUUUCUCACCCUCGCUGGAGUUGAUUUCAUUCUGGUGGAACGCACCAUCACUGGCUGCGACGACGCGGUGUACCGUGCGAACCGCGACGUGUGGGAGCAUGUUCCUCGCGGUCAGGCCAGUGUCCUCAUUGCGGAUCCUGGGGAGGGUGCACCCCGCCUGGUGGCGACACUUCAGGGCCUGCGGAAGUUCGGUCACUUCGACGCGCCGUAUGGUGUGGAAUGCGGGACGCCUGUUGUGGCGGUGGCACUUGAAGCAAUCGACGGUGACUGCGGCCACGUCACGGCCUUCGCACACGACGGAGAGCGAUUCUGGCUGGUAGGAACCAAAGACGUGCACAUGCUAGUGCGCUUUGAUGUGCCAGAGGAGGAUCUUGCCCUUUACGGUGUGGAUGAGGGCGUCUCGUGGCGCGCUGCGGUUCCCAAACGUGUGGUGGGCGUCUGGCGAGACACGUUGCGUGCGCUGCCGGAGGGAAGGGCCGCUGCUCUGCAUGACUAUUUGGGCACUACGGGGCGCACCGCAUGCUUUGAUGGUAUUCUGCGGGAAUGUGGACACCUCGCCGACCACGGACCCCGUGAGACACUGAAGUUCUACGCCGUUACCUGCCGUGGUGCGACCCCGCAUGAAGGCCUCUGUGCCGAUCCCGCGAGCAGCAUGGCGGCACUGCAGUCCUUCGGUCUUGACGUUGUGACGCCGCAACCGGCAGUAGAGCUGGGGACAGACGAAUACGCAGUCCUGCGAGACGGCGUGGCGCGUCGUCUUAACUGUGAGGGUGCGGUGUUGUACGGCUGCAAUGAGGCGGGGGUUGUUGUGCGGAUGUGGAAGCAGCGGUCCCACGCAUACGCAAUGGAGCGUGCGGCGCAGGAGGCCAUCGUCACGCACCGUUUGUGCGGUGUGGCGCUCCGCUCGAGGCUCGCAGGCAAGCUCGCCGGGCUGCCAGAGGAGGUGCGCCGGUGCCUCGGCGACUGGGAAGCGGAACGCCUCGAAUAUCUUGUGCAGUUUGCAGCGUGGCUGCAUUUGACACGGCGGCAAACGGCGCGAACGGACCUUGGCGGGCUGCAGGACCUGCGCCGCCGAUGGAUCACGCUGCAAAACCAGUUCGCGCAAUGUGUCGCCGCCGAUGCGCACGUGCGGUCCCAAGUGAUGCACUACGAGCCGUCCGGUGACGACGCCGUCACCAGCGACCCCGACGCUGUCGUCUGCGUUGGUCCGCAGGGCUGCGGCAAGUCCACAUUCUCCCGCACCCUGUACGCUCUGCUGCGCCAGGCAGGGCUUUCGCCAUGUUGGAUCAACCAAGACGAGGCCGGCGGAGGGCGGCAGUUUCUUGACGCCAUUCGGCACGCGCAGCGAGGUGGCCACACACACCUUAUCAUUGACAAGAUGAACCUCGAUGAGGCCGCACGCGACGACUACGCCGAUCUCGGACUCAGGGCAUUGACAGUGGUGUGGUCACACCCCGACGGCACGGAUGCACUGGUGGACAUCUGCUUCGACCGAGUCCGUCGCCGUGGUUCUGCUCACCGCACUUUCAAGGCGGACAGAAGGGAAGGGCGGCGCGUGCGUCAAACGCUGCUGGACUGCGCGACGCGGUGCCGUCCGCCAACCGAGGGGCCGCUGAUUGAGGUAAGCGUGACAGACGACACUGCCACCAUUGCACGGCGCGUUUGGGCUGAACUUUCCGCACGUGGUUUGACGGACAUACCCGAAAUUGAGACACUCGACAUGGCGGCAGCAUUGGGCGUGGCGAACGCCUACGAGUCUUUUCUGUGCCGUUUCCCCCGCCACGUGGAGUAUGCCGCAAUUCAGAUUGCGUCACCCGAGCGGGUUCUCGAGCUUGUGCCGCCAGAGAUGCUGGCCGGCAAGAAGGUGCAGAAGGCCUUCCAUGUGACGACGCUGUACCUGGGUCGUGACGCCUGCAAGGACCCUGUCCUGCUGCAGCAGCUGGUGGGGCUGCUGGGCGAGUCCAUUGAGCUCACGCUGACGAGCGUUGCGUCUGAUCCGAAGGGGACGGCGAUCGCGGUGCGCAACGAGGGAGAGUUCCCCUGCGAAAAUGUUCAUCCACACAUCACCAUCGCGAACGCGCCGGGUGUUCCGCCUGUGUACAGCAACGAGCUGCUGGACGAUUCCCAUGCGGAUGACCCGUGCCGCACCGUCGUCAGUCUCCCCGCCGGCACACGCGUCACCGGGACAUUUGUCUUCAGGUAG
Molecule: messenger RNA, 2466 nt
Organism: Trypanosoma cruzi
Lineage: Eukaryota; Euglenozoa; Kinetoplastea; Trypanosomatida; Trypanosomatidae
Exons: 1
Coding region: 1-2466 (821 amino acids)
Biological process (GO): tRNA splicing, via endonucleolytic cleavage and ligation
Cellular component (GO): nuclear inner membrane
Molecular function (GO): RNA ligase (ATP) activity; ATP binding
Source: RefSeq, a predicted model, not a curated record